Molecule: messenger RNA, 2359 nt
Organism: Haliotis rubra (blacklip abalone)
Lineage: Eukaryota; Metazoa; Mollusca; Gastropoda; Lepetellida; Haliotidae
Product: alkylglycerol monooxygenase-like
Exons: 10
Coding region: 1-1557 (518 amino acids)
Biological process (GO): lipid biosynthetic process
Cellular component (GO): endoplasmic reticulum
Molecular function (GO): oxidoreductase activity; iron ion binding
Source: RefSeq, a predicted model, not a curated record
AUGACGUCAGCAAACGCAGUGGUGGACUGUGUGGAUCCGGUCAAGAUGACGUCAACAAACGCAGUGGUGGCUUAUGUGGAUCCGGUCAAGAUGACGUCAGCAAAACGCAGUGGUGGCCUGUGUGGAUCCGGUCAAGAUGACGUCAGCAAACGCAGUGGUGGCCUGUGUGGAUCCGGUCAAGAUGACGUCAGCAAACGCAGUGGUGGCCUAUGUGGAUCCGGUCAAGAUGACGUUAGCACAAGGAGCCGUGUCGUCUGUGGAUCAGGUCAAAAUGACGUUAGCAAACGCAAUGGUGACCUGUGUGGAUCAAGGUGGUUGGUUAUUGUGUUUUGCCAGGCUAUUCCCUACUUCCUGCUUCUAAUGGGACUGGAGGGGGUGGUGCUGGCAGCCCAAGGGAAGGAACUCCCCCGAGCUAACGAUGCAUUCAGCUCUAUAAGUGCAGGAUUGCUGUCGUUACUUCAUGGGCUGUUGUUUCGGGCGGUGGAACUGGCGUGCUUCAUCUGGGUGUAUGAACGCUUCUCUUUCAUCACUCUGCCUUGGGACUCUCCAUUGACAUGGUUUCUUGGCUUCCUUGGAGUUGAUUUCUCAUACUAUUGGGUACAUCGCUGUGGGCAUGAGGUCAACCUGCUGUGGGCAGGACACCAAGCCCACCACAGCUCAGAGGAUUAUAAUUUGACCACAGCUCUCCGACAGUCGGCUAUAUUGAAAUAUUUCCAAUGGGUCUUCUACAUGCCAAUGGCGCUGUGUGUUCCACCCUCCAUCUUCUGCGUCCACAACCAGUUCUGCAUCCUCUACCAGUUCUGGAUACACACUGAGACAAUAACGAAGCUUGGCCCCUUAGAGUACAUUAUCAACACCCCAAGCCACCACCGUGUCCACCAUGGCCGCAACCCCUACUGCAUCGACAAGAACUACGGCGGCACGCUCAUCAUAUGGGACAUACUGUUUGGUACCUUCCAGCAGGAAGAGGCACCGGUUGUGUAUGGCCUUGUCCAUCCCCUGGGAACCUGGGAGCCUGUCAUGGUACAGUUGUGUCAUCUGAAGCACAUAAUUAAAUCAGUAAAGAACAUAGAAGGGCUUGGCAACAAGCUGUCCGUCAUCUUAAAAGGCCCUGGAUGGGAGCCUGGCAAGCCUCGCCUCGGAUGUAAGGAAGACUUGCCAGAGGUGGAGUCCCCAGUGAGGAAGUAUGACCACAGUGUGCCCGUCAGCAUCAGUGUCUAUAUAUGGACCCACUUCACUGCCAUCAUUGCCGGCUACCUCCUCCUCUCUGUACACAGACAGGACUACACAACGGAGAUGGUGGUGACUAAUGUGCUCUACAUAUGUUUCUCCCUGUCCACCUUCGGUCUGAUGUAUGACAACUGGAGGUUCUCGCCAGUCAUGGAGCUGGUCAGAUGUGUAGCAUUCAUCAUGGCAUAUGAAGUUAUGGACAUGCCACGGUAUCUGGAGUUGUCUCCCUUGUCUGUCAUGUAUGUCUUGUACUUUGGGUCAUCGCUACUGUGGGCCGGCCUCCUCUUACAACAAUGGCGCUUCACAGUCAAGGGACAUGUGCAGUGAAUAAUGAAACUCAUUGCCCUUACACAAUUCUGACAUUCUUUGUGAAUGAAGUAAGGACAGUUCAAAGAGUUUCAUAACAAUACAAACUGCUCCCUCAAAUUACUUAGAUUUGUUACAGUUUCAAGAAGUGCCAUCAGAAAUUUCCUGCUAUUGCAUUUUAUCCCAUAUCAUCCUUUGUCAAAUACCUGUCAUACAUGUCCAUGAAGUAUUAAUAAUAAUGUCCCUCUUAACAACUGAUAACUGCACUAUACACAGUUUUGUCCAUGUCAAUGCUCAGAUAUUUUAUGUCCCCUUGUACUUGGCUGAUUGUCAUCUAUGAAUGAUGUCAGACAGUUUAUACCUGCAUGUAUGUACUUGACUCACCAGUUAAAAGUGAUGUUUUGUUCACAUGCUAUAGCUGAUGGACCUGUGUGAAUGAUUUACCAAUCUAGUGCAUGUGUAUACACGAAGGUCCUUGUCAUUGUUUGUUGUUUAAUGCCGCACGUGGCAAUAUUCCAGCUAUAUGGCGGCGGUCUGUAAAUAUUUGAGUCUGGACCUGACAAUCCAGUGAUCAACAUCAUAAGCAUCUAUCUACACAAUUGGGAUGCAAUGACAUGUGUCAACCAUGUCAGUGAGUCAGACCAACCGAUCCGUUAAUUGCCUCUUACGACAAAUAUGGGUUGCUGAAGACCAAUUCCUGGACCUUCAUGAUUCUGCUGGUCAUGCACAUUCCAAUGUCUAUUGAUAAAGAACAACAGUCUUUCAUUUUGUUUAUGUUUUGUAUGUUUGACUUGGAACUGUUAAUAAACAGAUAUUACAUGUA